AUGGAUCGAGUCAUGCGGUUCGACACAGCACGCAUCGAGAAGACCGUGACGAGGCAGUUCGUCCACUCACAUCUCCUGCCCGACGAGAUCGAGCGCUUGGACAAGCCUCUGGCUUUUGGCGAUGGUCUCACCGACUGCACGUACUGGGAGUGGAUAGAGGGCCGUGCCAAGCGUCUGUUCCUCAUCCUCGUCGACCUCGGGGUUCCGGACCAGAUAUUCGGCGUCAUUGACGACUCCUGGGAGGAUGUCGACCUGCCUAUCGCCCUGGACCAAGUCGAGAGGCUCUGCCUUACUGCCACCAAGGAUCUCAAAGCAGAGAGGAGGUUCUUUGACCGGCAGUUCCACUAUCUGCUCAGGCCGCUCAGGAAGGGCGAGCACGUUGACUACCAGGAUGAGGAGAUCGUGCCCCUCGAUGUGUACGAUAGGCGGCCAGGCUUGAUACAGAGCAAUGACAUAGAUAGGGUCGGACUGCCCAAUGUCCCUGGCGAGGUCUUCUGCAGGCGUCGUUUUCCCAUGGGCCCUGACCAGGGGUGUCUGUCUCGCGAGGACCUGAUGUUCGAGAUCAGCUCCAUCAGAGACCUCCAGAACGGCCACCUCGUGUCAUAUUGGGCGUCGUACAUCCACCAGGGCUUCGGGUACGUCCUUUUCACCCCGGUCAGCGAGUACAAGCUCAGCGUGUACCUGACCAACACACCACAAUCAAUAAAAAACGUCGACAAGACGGCCAAGAGAAGGCUGGUUCUGGACUGGAUCCAGUGCCUCGUCGACACUCUGUGUUACGCCCACAGCAGGGGCCGGUGGCUCGGCAACAUCAAACCGACCACAAUUCUCUUCACCCACGACAACCACAUCCUACUAUCCGGCUUCUCACGGCUCAGCCCUGACUCCUCCUCCUCAGGGCAGGGGGGCCUCUUCGACAAGGGGUCAUACGACUACGCCGCGCCUGAGCGGUGGCCCAAGUCAACCAAAUCCCCAACGGCACCGCGGAUCAAGGCAUCAGCCCCGUCCUCGUCCCGGUCCGGCGCACCCUCCAUCAGGAGCGGCAAGAGCGGCCACACCGAGCACAGGACGGCACCAGCACCACCCCGUUCCGACGCGGCCUCCCGCCUCGACCCGCUCGCGGCAGACAUCUUCUCCAUGGGCUGCGUGAUCCUGGAGCUCCUCAGCCACGGGCUGUUCAAGCGGUCGGCGGGCGCCUUCGCGUCGCACCGCAGCGCAAAGCACAAGAACGCCGGGCGCGGCGGCGCCGUGCUCGACUCGUCCUUCCACAAGAACCUGGGCCAGGUGGAAGGGUGGAUGACCGCCCUGGCCAAGGAGGCGUCCAAGAAGGCCGACGCCAGCGGCGACAAGGGCCAGGCGUUCCGCGGCGUCGUGCCCCUGCUGCAGGUCGUGAGCACCAUGCUGUCGCCGCACCCGGCCGACCGGCCCUCGGCCUUCGAUGUCCAACGCCGCACGUAUGAGAUCCUGACGCAGGCGUGCGGAAUCACGGAGCCCCACUGCGUGCACCAGUACGACGCUUGGGACCAACUCGGGGAACUAGGGGCGGCGGUUGGAGGUGGCGGCGCCAUCAGUACCGGCCGGAAUAGCGUCAUGACGACGAUAGACGAGGCCUCAACGCCCGAGGAGGGGUUCGCGACGGCGGACAUGACCGCGGCGACGACGAUAGCGUCCUCCUCGAACCCGUCGAGCUUCUACGAGCACGAGGAUGACGGUGACCGCGACGCGAGCGAUGAAGGUUAUGGUGGCGAGCCGCCGUCAAAGCUCGCGAUGAGGGGCGGCGCUGGUCUGCCCGUCAUCGUUGGGCAGCGGGACCACCGGCGACAAGCCAGCGACGACAGCUUUGGGAGCAAGGGCAGUGAACAUGGCCAGGGCCAGGGGGCCCAGUCAGAGCGCUGGGAGCUAAGCAGUGGGCUGAAGGCCAUUCAGAACCUCCGCAUCAAUAGGUCAAGACCGUGGCAGACUUCAUAA
Diaporthe citri is the source of this 1968-nucleotide messenger RNA. RefSeq lists its product as uncharacterized. Gene Ontology annotation, molecular function: protein kinase activity; ATP binding. Gene Ontology annotation, biological process: protein phosphorylation. NCBI's taxonomy places the organism in Eukaryota, Fungi, Ascomycota, Sordariomycetes, Diaporthales, Diaporthaceae. Bases 1 to 1968 code for a protein of 655 amino acids. The transcript has a single exon. The record is from RefSeq and is a predicted model, not a curated record.